AAGGCCAAUGGUCCAUGGAGACGGAGCAGCAAAAGGCCACCGAAUCCGCACAUUGCUGGUUCCAUAUGUCUCUCUUUUGCCUAGCAGCACAUCACUAGAACCCAAAGAGAGAGAAAAACACAAGUGCCAGAAUCAGCAACCUCUGCUGGGAUUUAGGUCCCAUUAUUAGGCCUGGACUGUCCCUAAUUUUGUUUCUAAACGCUAUAUAAUCCAACGAUGUGUAAAACAAGAACAGAUGAACAGCUCCAUUCACGUGGUUUCCUGAUCUUUUUCAGAUUGUUUGCCGUCGAGAGAGAGAGAGAGAGAAAAGGUCAUAAUGGAAUCAGGUGCCGUCUUGCCAAAUAAGGUGCUUGCCUUAUCUUGGCACAGCAGUCAGCAGGAUUUAUAAGAAGAGUCUCCGGGGAGACUCCACGUCCGAGACUCAGACCUGUGAACUGCUUCUGGUGGCCUGUCCAUCCCAAGAUGAAGAGAGGCAACACCGUCCUCGCCACCUCCAUCUCCGUCUUGGUCCUCCUAUCCCUUGCCUCCCAGGUCUCACGGUGUGCAGCAGCAGCAGCAUCUGAGGGAAGCGCCGGAGGAGUCUCCACGGAGCGGCGGCGGGUCAGGCCUUAUCUCCAGGUGCAAGAACAAUUGGAUGGCGACAUGAAAGACCACCUGGAAACCGGGAGUCCUAGCCGGAGGCUUGGGCCUGGGCAUGAGGCGGCGGGCACAGUGGAGCUGGAGCAUCAUCACAGGAGGAUUACCACCGGGCACAAGGGUGGCAGCGCGGGUGGAGUCGCCGGCGCCGCGGGCGGGCGGAACGUGGGCGGCGGCGGCGCCGUGACGAGGCCGCACGGAUCCAAGAACGGCGCGGCGGCGCUUCCGGUGCCGGUGGCGUCCGUCCUGGCGGCGCUCGCCUUGGGCUGUGGCGUCGCUCUGUCAGCCUUGAGCUCCUGAUGAAAUAAAGCUCUUGUCUUUCUCGAUUUGUUUCGUUAUAUUAAAUAUCAUAUCAAAUUAUCAAUCAUGGUGUGCAAUGACAUUUCACGCGAAUUCUUUUUUUAUUCUUACCCUUUCUUGUUUCUGUCCUCGGACAAUUUCACAUGGAGGAAACUUGUGUCAAAUUUCUGCGAACUUCUGUUUAUGCUUGAUUGAUGUGGAAAAAUCGAUGUAUUUACUGUUACCAGCGUGGUCCUUUUGUAAUUUAUUACGUUGAUCUUGA
This is a messenger RNA of Zea mays, 1198 nucleotides long. RefSeq lists its product as uncharacterized. The transcript is spliced from 2 exons. The record is from RefSeq and is a predicted model, not a curated record. Bases 463 to 936 code for a protein of 157 amino acids. Lineage: Eukaryota; Viridiplantae; Streptophyta; Magnoliopsida; Poales; Poaceae.